Messenger RNA from Necator americanus (New World hookworm), 3225 nucleotides. RefSeq lists its product as uncharacterized. Bases 1 to 3225 code for a protein of 1074 amino acids. Gene Ontology annotation, biological process: regulation of signal transduction. The record is from RefSeq and is a predicted model, not a curated record. The transcript has 23 exons. Gene Ontology annotation, molecular function: phosphatidylinositol-5-phosphate binding. Gene Ontology annotation, cellular component: plasma membrane. Lineage: Eukaryota; Metazoa; Nematoda; Chromadorea; Rhabditida; Ancylostomatidae.
AUGAUGUUCGACAACGAGGACUGGCCUUCUAAGUGUCGACGAAUGUUUGCACAACUACAUACGUUCCCCCGAGGCUACAUGAAUAACGUGGACGGUUCAAAAAAGGAUUCAUCCAUUUCAAAGUGGAGCAAUGAGAAUGUGAAGAGCAGUGCUGCUGCUGUUCACCACCUCCGGGUCCUACCAUCAAUGCUCUUAGGCGAUCAUCCCGGUGUUUUCCCGGAAUCCGAUCAAAAAUAUGUCCUACAACGAGUACUACAGUCUAAGCUGCGCGGCGGUUGCUGUAGCGGCAACGGCGGCGGCGGCGAGCGUUCGACGGCGCCGUCGCCGCCGCCGCCAUUACUGACAUCGUCGUCGUCGUCAUCGGUGGCGGCAGCAGCAGCAGCGGCGGCGGUGCUGGAAACUGAAACUACAGCUGGAGCAGUAACGUCAGCAGCAGCAGCAUAUCCGCUGCGUAUCCACGAUCGACACGCUAUCCGCGUAUCGCUUACGCUGUGCACUCCCGCAUUCACGUACUGUCUCCGCCUACCGUCUAUCUGUGCAAUCGAUGCGAAGAAGACGCACAGUCGGACCAUGCACCCCUUGAUGACCAGCGUGUUGGCGCAACGCCAACUUAACGCUGCUGGUCAACUGUUCACUUUGUCCGACUACGACGUCAUCACCGAUCUGCACACAGCAUUCAGUCGUCUGAAGGAAAUCUUCAACACUCCUCAUUAUGUGGAUCGUCGAGUUGAUCAAAGUGUUGUGGAGAUCGUUAUCGCCAGAAUUACGGCGGCAAUUAGGGAAACGGGUUGUAUUGAGACAUAUUCAGCCGAGUUAGUUGAUGUGCUUGAUAGUUGUUUGAAUCAUCCGAUGACUGUGCUGAAUUCGGAAGGUGAAUGGGUCGAUUCACCGCAUUGUAAAAUCGCUUCCGAUUUGUUGAGCAGUUUAUUUUUGCACUAUGCGAAACGUUCGGUAAUGACGUUGACGUUACCAGUUGCGAUGAAAGCAGUCGGGAGUUCAAACCAGGAACUUGUACGGAACACCACCAGCUACAUCUCCUUGGCUGCUAUACAUAAUGGGAAAGCGUUGUCACAUUACGCAUUACAGAUCAUCUCCUACAUCAUUAACGGUAAUCUUUCGCUGUUACGGGUACUACCGCAAGUCUACGCUGACAAUCGUGAACCAUUCCAUGCUCACAUUCCACAAUUAUUGUCUGUGCUUAGGGAUGCGGAUUGUUCCGAGAAAUUGUCAUUACUUCAACUUGCCAGUAUGAUUGCCAAUGAGAAACCUGACUUACUGAUCCCGCAUCUACCAUUAUUCGAUCAGUAUCUUCUGUCACCGUCCACUUGUACUGCCGUUCUCAACAUCUACAUGUCGCUCAUCUCACAAGGUCGAGCUCAUGCUCUUGCAUCAUUCUUGCCCACACUUUCUCAAGCCUGUCAACUGCCAGCAUUCAGCGGGAAUCUUGCCACGAUCUAUAAGAUUAUGGGCAACAUUGGACGGGUAUCGCUUCCGUUGGCCUCGGACGUCCUCGACGAACUCGUCCGUAACGCACAAAACAUCGACGAUCAACAGCUGUUAUCGUCCGUUCUUACGGAAAUUGAACGUGUCGGAGAGGCGUGGCCGUCGGCGCUCCGCCCACAUAUCGAGACAUUGCGAGCGAUUGGACGAGGUUACAAUAAACGAGUAAUCGACCGAAUUCUGGCUCUUGUUGGCAACUCAACUCGUCCAUCGAUGAAUGGUGAUAUCACGGUAAUCUCCAUAGUGAAUGGCGAGAAAAACUCAAGCGAUUCCCUUCUGACGAAGAUUUAUCCGAGACCUAAUGGAUCAGAGAUUAUUUCGAGGUCCGCAAAAGCGGUUGCGGCAAAAAGGAGGCAGGUGACCGCCGGUCCUCGAACGGUGUUCCCCGUCUGCGAGAGUCCAGCGGACAGUUCAGCGCUGGAGCUGGAUCGAAAUACACAUUCGCUGGCCAUGCAAUACCAGAACAGGAGCAGCGGUUCAUUGCCAAGACGAGCUGGUCACGGAAGCACGUCACAUUCCUUACAAGGUAUGCGAUCGACAAGCGAAAACGCCGGAUCAAGGGAUCUAUCGCAAUCGUCGGUGACCGCAUCGUCGUUGGCCGCAUCGACUCAAAUUCAACCAAAAACGCAAACAUUACCGGCUGGAUUCUCGCCGACCACCCAAAUCCAGAUUGGCAAAGAUGGUCGGGUUCGUCCUGUGGCUGGAACACGACGAGCUGCCAAUUGGGCUUCCGGAUACGAGACUACUUUCCCGGCAAACGCCGGUCCUGUAACGACGACGAAAAUGAAUCCGCUUAGCGAGGAGGAGGAACGUCAAUGGGCUAAAUCCGUGGAUCGAUCCGACGUCGUUCUACAGUUCGUCGAUCAUCGACGGAAUAAAAUUCGACGAUAUAUUGGUGAUGUUUCGUCACGAUUUCCAAUUCCCAUACAAUGUACGGUGGAAGGAUCGAAAAGUUCGAAGCAUCGAAUGAUUGUUCACUUCACAUGCCAAGUUCAUAGCGCUUACUGCGUUUUCCACGACGAUUACAUGUUCGCGUUUAAAACGAAAUUUGCCGCUGCAUGGUUGCAUUUGAUGUUUUUGCAGAUGCAGUCAACAUCUAUUGAGAAUGACUGCGGUGUUGUCUCGCAAUCCGCCGCCCCAUUUCUGACUUUAGCAAGGUGUUGGCAAUGCCUUCCGUCCAGGAUCACUAAGGAUAAGGCUUUUGUCACAUUGGUCACUAGUGCGUUUCCAACUCCGAAGGACCAAGACAAACUCUACAAAGAAUUGGAAGAAGCGUCAUUUUUCGACUGUUUCUCACUGGAUGGUCCAUCGAAUCGUUGGAGCUGCUUUAGUUGUUCGCAUCCUGAUCGGGUCAAAUCAUUUGUCGAGGACGGCUCACAACGAGUUCUUGAAGGUCAACUGAAGGAGAAAAAAGGUCGAUGGCGAUUUCUACGACGAUGGCACACCAAAUAUUUCACAUUGUCCAGUGCAGCGCUUACAUGUAGUUCGGAACAAGCGAGUGAGUCACAAACGUUGCUUCCGGCUAUUGAUCUACGAUCGAUCCGUUCUGUUCGAUCGUUGAGUCGUGGACGUAAAAGUCGAAAAUCUUUACGACGAGCGUUUGAGAUUUUCACCUCGGACAACACAUCGGUGGUGUUGAAGGCUACUGAUGAGAAAAAGGCUGAAGAAUGGUUGCAAUAUCUACAAAUUGCUGUGGCUCAUGCGAAAAGGGAUAAUGGUAGCUGA